Messenger RNA from Pieris macdunnoughi, 879 nucleotides. The record is from the annotation of a GenBank genome assembly. Lineage: Eukaryota; Metazoa; Arthropoda; Insecta; Lepidoptera; Pieridae.
AUGACUAAAUCAAUACAAUUAGAGGUCGAUCCUACUAUCAUGGAGCAAAACAUGCGAAUUAUUAAGGAAAAUCCAAUGGAAGAUGAACUUAACAAACUUUUUGCGACUACUGAUAACUAUCCUUAUAAAAUCGUUCAACCAACACCAGGUUUUUGUGUGAAGACUUUUACAAAGAACAACAAAAAGCUUUUUGUUAAUGUAUGCCGCACUGAUGCCAUUCCCUGUCCUAAAGAUAUUACUAAUGAAGAAUUAAUGCAGAUUCUUAGCUCAGACAACCCGUCUAGCUAUAGAGUGCCUAUGAGCAUUGGUGAAGGAAGAAUGGAACCAGAUAAAUCUGGAAUACCUGCUACUGUUUAUGAUGUAGCCAUAAACACAAACUUUUUUUCUAAAAUAGAAAAGGAUGAGGUCUUUCAGACUUUUUUUCUGACAGUAGUAUUUGAGGGGUUACAAGACAAGUACCAAUUUGAAAUAGACAUGUCUAAGUAUACUAUUCUAAAAAAUAGGAAAUCUAUUGGCAAUUUACAGUCACAUAGGAUACAAAUCCGUGAUGUUAAAUCAUGUGAAGCAAAAGUGAAGCCAUUAAUUGAGGAGAUAAAGAAACCCACAAAAGAAUCUAGGAAAGAAAUAGUUUAUAGACUCAGGAGGGAACCACCAACUGGGGAAAUUCAGUACCUUAUGGCUGAAUUUAAAAUACCUGCUUCAGUAGACUUACAAGACCUGAACUUGGAAAUUGGUGAAGAUAGAGUUGUUUUGGAUUCCAAAGGACUUUUUGCUCCAGUAGAUUUCUUCUUACCUUGUAGUGUUGAUCAAGACAUCAUAGAUGCUCAGUUAAAUAGGAAUAUUGAUAUGUUAUCAGUGAAGAUGCCAGUAAUCCAUUAA